GUCAGCUGACUGUGUUGAGUGGGCAGGAACCUACCCACUUUGUAGGCCAUGGAGUUCUUGGCAUUGGAUGCCUCAUUAACUCUGCAUUAUGAGGCUCCCCUGGAGCCUUUGGGGAGAGAGCUCCCUGGUGACAGCCUGUGGCUGAGCAUGGCCCUCCCAGCCCUGGGCCUGGACCCCUGGAGCCUCCUGGGCCUUUUCCUCUUCCAACUGCUCCAGCUGCUGCUGCCGACGACGACCGCGGGGGGAGGCGGGCAGGGGCCCACGCCCAGGGUCAGAUACUAUGCAGGAGAUGAACGCAGGGCACUAAGCUUCUUCCACCAGAAGGGCCUCCAGGAUUUUGACACUCUGCUCCUGAGUGAUGAUGGAAAUACUCUCUAUGUGGGGGCUCGAGAAGCCAUUCUGGCCUUGGAUAUCCAGGAUCCAGGGGUGCUCAGUCUAAAGAACAUGAUACCAUGGCCCGCCAGUGACAGAAAGAAGAGUGAAUGUGCCUUUAAGAAGAAGAACAAUGAGACACAGUGUUUCAACUUCAUCCGUGUCCUGGUUUCUUACAAUGCAACCCAUCUCUACACCUGCGGCACCUUCGCCUUCAGCCCUGCUUGUACCUUCAUUGAACUUCAGGAUUCUUACCUGUUGCCCAUCUUGGAGGACAAGGUCACAGAGGGAAAAGGCCAAAGCCCUUUUGACCCCGCUCACAAGCAUACAGCUGUCUUGGUGGAUGGGACGCUCUAUUCUGGCACCAUGAACAACUUCCUGGGCAGUGAGCCCAUCCUGAUGCGCACACUGGGAUCCCAGCCUGUCCUCAAGACCGACACCUUCCUCCGAUGGCUGCAUCGUAAGGACCUGACCCCCGCUGGCCCCUUUCCUGAGUACCUGCUGACAAUGUGUCAGGUCCCGGAGGUAUUUGGGGGCUGGAGAGAGAGCUGCCUGGCAUGGCAGAGACUAGAGACAAUGUUCCCCCUGACUGUCUCUAGGCAGGUUGGCGGGACCAGGAGCUCUGCAGUUUGUGCCUUCUCUCUCAUGGACAUUGAACGUGUCUUUAAGGGGAAAUACAAAGAGUUGAACAAAGAAACUUCACGCUGGACUACUUACAGGGGCCCUGAGACCAACCCCCGGCCGGGCAGUUGCUCGGUGGGCCCCUCUUCCGAUAAGGCCUUGACCUUCAUGAAGGACCAUUUCCUGAUGGAUGAGCAGGUGGUGGGGACGCCCCUGCUGGUGAAGUCUGGCGUGGAGUAUACACGGCUUGCAGUGGAGACAGCCCAAGACCUUGAUGGGCACAGCUAUCUUGUCAUGUACCUGGGCACCACCACGGGGUCCCUCCACAAGGCUGUGGUGAGUGGGGACAGCAGUGCUCAUCUGGUGGAAGAGAUUCAGCUGUUCCCUGACCCUGAACCUGUUCGCAACCUGCAGCUGGCCCCCACCCAGGGUGCAGUAUUUGUGGGCUUCUCAGGAGGUGUCUGGAGGGUGCCCCGAGCCAACUGUAGUGUCUAUGAGAGCUGUGUGGACUGUGUCCUUGCCCGGGACCCCCACUGUGCCUGGGACCCUGAGUCCCGAACCUGUUGCCUCCUGUCUGCCCCCAACCUGAAUUCCUGGAAGCAGGACAUGGAGCACGGGAACCCAGGGUGGGCAUGUGCCAGUGGCCCUAUGGGCAGGAGCCUCCGGCCUCAGAGCCGCCCACAAAUCAUUAAAGAAGUCCUGGCUGUCCCCAGCUCCAUCCUGGAGCUCCCCUGUCCCCACCUGUCAGCCUUGGCCUCUUACUAUUGGAGUCAUGGCCCAGCUGCAGUCCCAGAAGCCUCUUCCACGAUCUACAAUGGCUCUCUCUUGCUGAUACUGCAGGAUGGGGUUGGGGGUCUCUACCAGUGCUGGGCCACUGAGAAUGGCUUCUCAUACCCUGUGGUCUCCUAUUGGGUAGACAGCCAGGACCAGCCCCUGGCCCUGGAUCCUGAACUGGCAGGCAUCCCCCGGGAGCACGUGGAGGUCCCGUUGACCAGGGUCAGUGGUGGGGCCGCCCUGGCUGCCCAGCGGUCCUACUGGCCCCACUUUGUCACUGUCACUGUCCUCCUUGCCUUAGUGCUUUCAGCAGCCCUCAUCAUCCUCUUGGCCUCCCCAUUAGGAGCGCUCCGGGCUCGGGGCAAGGUUCAGGGCUGUGGGACCCUGCCCCCUGGGGAGAAGGCCCCGUUGAGCAGAGAGCAACACCUCCAGCCUCCCAAGGAAUGCAGGACCUCUGCCAGUGAUGUGGACGCUGAUAGCAACUGCCUAGGCACUGAGGUGGCUUAACUCUAGGCACAGGCUGGGGCUGCAGGACAGGCACCUGGCCAUGCUGGCUGGGUGGCACCAGCACAGCCCUGACUAGGAUGAGAGUAGCACAGAAGACCACCGUCCUCCCCUGAGAGGAGCUUCUGCUACUCCUCAUCACCGAUGGCACUCAGCAGGGUCGUGCACAGCAGUCUGCCUCCCCUGUGGGACUCCCUUCUGCCAAGCACAUGGGCUCUCUAGCAGAGUAGGGGCUAUCCACACACCUGCUCCUACGCUGAUAUUGAAGAACCUGGAGAGGAUCCUUCAGUUCUGGCUGUUCCAGGGACCCUCCAGAAACACUGUUCCAAGAGACCCUAAAAAGCCUGCCUGCCGCAGGACCCAAUGGUAAUAAAAACCAAACAUCUAAAGAACCAUAUGCUAAUAGACCACUCCUGGAAACUCCGCUCUGAAGCUGCCACUUUGGACACCAACACUCCCUUCUCCCAGGGUCGUGCCGGGAGCUGCUCCUUCUUGCUUCCCUUACCGGUCAUGCACCACUGAUUCCCAGGAAGUCUUUCCUGAAGUCUGACCACCUUCCUUCUUGCUUCAGUUGGGGCAGACUGUGAUCCCUUCUGCGCUGGCAGAAUGGCAGGGGUAAUCUGAGCCUUGUUCACUCCUUUACCCUACCUGAUCCCUUGACCUCUCCCCCUCCCUUUUCCUUUGUUUUGGGAUUCAGAAAACUGCUUGUCAGAGACUGUUUAUUUUUUAUUAAAAAUACAAAGCUUAUGUA
Cebus imitator (Panamanian white-faced capuchin) is the source of this 3022-nucleotide messenger RNA. RefSeq names its product semaphorin 4A (gene SEMA4A). The coding region runs from base 49 to 2274 and encodes 741 amino acids. Gene Ontology annotation, biological process: negative chemotaxis; positive regulation of cell migration; negative regulation of axon extension involved in axon guidance. The record is from RefSeq and is a predicted model, not a curated record. The transcript is spliced from 14 exons. Gene Ontology annotation, molecular function: semaphorin receptor binding; chemorepellent activity. Lineage: Eukaryota; Metazoa; Chordata; Mammalia; Primates; Cebidae.